Molecule: messenger RNA, 1116 nt
Organism: Myotis davidii
Lineage: Eukaryota; Metazoa; Chordata; Mammalia; Chiroptera; Vespertilionidae
Gene: FAS
Product: Fas cell surface death receptor
Exons: 10
Coding region: 40-1035 (331 amino acids)
Biological process (GO): necroptotic signaling pathway; activation-induced cell death of T cells; extrinsic apoptotic signaling pathway in absence of ligand
Cellular component (GO): membrane raft; CD95 death-inducing signaling complex; external side of plasma membrane
Molecular function (GO): tumor necrosis factor receptor activity; protein binding
Source: RefSeq, a predicted model, not a curated record
UGGAGUAGCUCUUCUACUUCGUCGGAUCGCUCCCCAGCGAUGCCCCGGAUCGGGGUUCUCCUGCUCCUGAUACUUGCCACUUGCACUGAAUCAUCGACUAAAGCUGAUAAUGCCCAAGUGACUAAUACCUACUCUGAGCUGUUGAAGUUGAGUAAGAACAUUACCAAAAGAGAGUCCGGGUGCCCGGAAGGCCAACAGCGUGAGGGCAGUUUCUGCUGUCGGCCAUGUCUUCCUGGUGAACGGAAAAAGGAUGGCUGCAAAGCUGAUGGGGACAAACUUGUCUGUGAGCCCUGCUCGGAAGGGAAGGAGUACACGGACAAGGAACAUCAUUCGCCUACAUGCAGAAGAUGCGGGAUUUGUGAUGGAGAGCAUGGCUUAGAAGUGGAAAAAAACUGUACCAAGACCCAGAAUACCAAGUGCAGAUGUAAAUCAAACUAUUUUUGUAACACUCCUCCAUGUGAACACUGUAACCCUUGCAGCACGUGUGAACAUGGAAUCAUUGAGGAUUGCACACCAACCAAUGACCGCAGAUGUAAAGCAGGAUCCACAUCUCACUUACACUUGCUGUGGCUCCUGGUCCUGGUUCCAGUAGCUGCAUUCACAGUGUGGUGGGUGAAAAGACGGCGCCGGAAUAAUAAUCUUCCUCUCUCUGAACCUAUAUCUCCAGAGACUGAAAUGCUCCCAGUGAUUUCUCCAGACAUUGACUUGACUGAUUACAUUAGCACUAUUGCUGAGCUAAUGACAAUAAGUGAAGUUAGAGAUUUCGUUCGGAAGAAUGGUCUCAAAGAAGCCAAAAUAGAUGAAAUCAAGAAUGACAAUCUCCAAAAUACGGCUGAACAGAAGGUCCAGUUGCUCCGUAAUUGGUAUCAAGUUCACGGGAAGAAAGACGCAUUUACCACUUUGAUUACAGGUCUCAAAAAAAUCAAACUGUGUGCUCACGCAGAUAAAAUUCAAGAUAUAGUCCUCAAUGACAUUACUAGUAAACGUGAAAAUACUAACAUCACAAAUGAAAAUGAAAGCCAAAGGUUGGUCUAAAGUGAAAAACAACUAACUCAGUUUUGAGUACAGACAUUAGAUAGAAAAAUUAGGUAAGUUAGUUGUGGGCUCAUAUAUUUC